Molecule: messenger RNA, 1015 nt
Organism: Adelges cooleyi (spruce gall adelgid)
Lineage: Eukaryota; Metazoa; Arthropoda; Insecta; Hemiptera; Adelgidae
Product: glutathione S-transferase-like
Exons: 4
Coding region: 112-726 (204 amino acids)
Biological process (GO): glutathione metabolic process
Molecular function (GO): glutathione transferase activity
Source: RefSeq, a predicted model, not a curated record
AGUAUUAUAUAAAUCGUGUAUUGUAAGUUUAUAAACACAUUGUCAGAAGAACAUUGACGUUGAACAUCGCAUAUAGUGCAAUACCGUUAUAAUAUCCACAUUGCGGUCGACAUGUCUUAUAAACUAACCUAUUUCGAUGUGCCCGGGCUGGCCGAACCCAUCAGAUUCCUGAUGGCGUACUUGGACAUUGAUUUCGAAGACAAUCGCAUCGGAUACCAGACUUGGUCAGCUGUCAAACCGUCCAUGCCGUUCGGGAAAGUGCCAAUUUUGGAAAUCGACGGUCAAGUAUUGAACCAGUCCUCGGCCAUCACACGUUAUCUGGCUAGAAAAGCCGGUUUGGCGGGAAUCGACGAUUGGGAAUCAAUGUUAAUCGACAUUGCCGUCGAUAACGUUCACGACUUCAGACACGAAAUCGCGGUAUAUGUGUUUACUGAACGCAAAAAUUGUGACGCCGAAUCGAAUAGUUCGAAAAUUAAAGAAAUAACCAAAUUUUACAUGGAAAAAUUUGAAAGUAUCGUUACGAUAAACAAAGGGUUCUUCGUCAAUGGAAAGUUGACUUGGGCAGAUUUAUUUUUCGUGGCGAUAUCUGACACUUUGAGCGACAUGGCCAAAAUUGAUAUACUGGAAGGACGUCCGAAUUUGCAAACCUUGAAAACUCAAGUCUUGUCCAUUCCUCAGAUUAAAACGUGGGUAGCCAAACGACCUGAACCCAGUGUUCUGUUUUAAUAAAUCUCAAUAUUAUUGUAAAAUCUAUUCUAAUGAACUUUAUAUCGUUGUGAAAUAUUUAACAACACUUUGAUUGUGUAUUUGUUUUUAAACUAAAAACACACUGCAAGUGUAAUGCAAUUUACUUUUUACAAAUUAAACUAACAGUAAAACCAUCGUAUGGUGGUAUUUACUUGGUUGUAUGUAAAUUUAAUUUUUAUAUGUAUGACACGACUCGAGCGGUUUUAAUAUUUUUGUCAUUGAACUUAUUAUAUUUAUAAUCAUUUGUUUUGGUAUUUUAUGAAUUUAA